CCCGGAGCAUGGUGCAGAUCGUCAUCUCCAGCGAGGGUGCCGGGGGCCUGGCGCAGUGGGUGCUGGUGGAGCUGCAGGGCGAGGUUGAGCCCCGGCAGAGCGGCGGGCUGGCGGGGAGCCUCCUGGGAGACCUGCACUACACCCGCGAGGGCGUCCCCGUGCUUAUCGUGGGCCACCACAUCCUCUACGGGAAGGUGGUGCAGCUGGAGAAGCCCUUUGCCGUCCUGGUGAAGCGGGGAGCCGGCGAGCCCGGCCCCACGGGGCCGCACGCCCGCUACGCCGUCACGGCCCUCAUCAAAACCAAGCUCCUCUUCAAAACCCGCCCCAAGCCCAUCAUCACCAACGUGCCCAAGAAAGUGUGAGGACUCGGGCCGGCAGCCGUGGGUGCUGGGGCUCCGGGUGAUCCAAGGCUGGCCCCAUCCCUGUCCUGUACGGAGGACUCCUGGGACCACCUCAGGGUGCUGGGUCCUGUGUCUGGGCACCCAGAGCCCUUCCCAGUCACUUGUUCCCCCCGUAAUGACUCUGUUCUGAGAGCUGCCGAGCUCUGGGGCACAAACCCGGCUGCCAUCCCAGGUGAGAGGGGGUCCUGGUGGGCAGGGACCUCCUCCGAGCCCAGGCAGGGCUGUCUUACUCCAUCCUCCCCACACACCACCCUUUCUCUGUGCAAGUCUUUAUUUUGACAAAUCCGUCAGGAUAUAAAAACCAGACUUUUCCAAAAUAUGAAAAAAAAACAAAACCAAAAACAAACCCCCGCAGGUUAAAAAAUAAAUAGAUUUACAAACAAUUAGCAAUAAGUAUGAUUACCAAAGAGCUACAAAAGUCUCCUAAAAAACCUCGUAUUAAAUUAAACAAAACAAUCUAAAAAAGCUCGAUU
Molecule: messenger RNA, 874 nt
Organism: Gymnogyps californianus (California condor)
Lineage: Eukaryota; Metazoa; Chordata; Aves; Accipitriformes; Cathartidae
Gene: CHTF8
Product: chromosome transmission fidelity factor 8
Exons: 3
Coding region: 9-362 (117 amino acids)
Biological process (GO): mitotic sister chromatid cohesion
Cellular component (GO): Ctf18 RFC-like complex
Source: RefSeq, a predicted model, not a curated record